AUGGGUUGUAAAGGAGAAGAAUAUAAAUUAAAGGGAAAUGAAUUUCUUCAACAAAAACGUUAUAAAGAAGCAAAAGAACAAUAUACAAUGGCAAUAAAAGAAAAUCCAAGAGAGUCUAUUUAUUAUGGAAAUCGUUCACUUGUAGAAAUUAAAUUAGAAGAGUAUGAAGAAGCACAAAAAGAUAUUGAUUUGGCAUUACAAUGUAAUCCAUUAUAUGUAAAAGCAUUACUUAGAAGAGCAUUAAUUUCUAUGCAUUUUAAAAAAUAUUUUGAAGCUAAAAAAGAUUAUCUUUAUGUUCUUGAAUUAGAAAAAGGAAAUAAAGAAGCUACAAAUGCAUUGGUUACAAUUGAAACAUUAAUUAAUAAAGAAGAUAAAUUAACUAAAGAUGUUCAGGAAAUAAAAACUUCUAUAAAAUGUCCAAAAGAAAUUCCAUCUAAUUUUGAUUGUUUUGAAAGAAAUUGGAAAGAUUUAAAUGAAGAAGAAAGAAAUAAAUAUUUAAAUUAUAUUGGUAUUGAUAAAUUUAAAAUUCUUGCAAGUGAAAAUAUUACAAGUGAAAUGAUCAAUCAAAUUGCACAUAUUAAAAAAGAUGAUAUUCAAUGGAGUAAAUGUAUAUGUUCAUUUAAAAGAAUAUCAUUCUUAAAACUUUUUGUUAAUGAAGAAGCUAAAAAAUGGUUAAAUAAUUGA
This is a messenger RNA of Entamoeba histolytica HM-1:IMSS, 684 nucleotides long. RefSeq lists its product as uncharacterized. The transcript has a single exon. Bases 1 to 684 code for a protein of 227 amino acids. Gene Ontology annotation, molecular function: protein binding. The record is from RefSeq and is a predicted model, not a curated record. NCBI's taxonomy places the organism in Eukaryota, Evosea, Mastigamoebida, Endamoebidae.